GCGCGCCCACACGCAAACACAGUCACACUUGUACUCAUCUCUCUCUCUCUCUCUCUCCUACGAUGCUUAUCACCAACACGAAGGCAAGGACUAGUGAGAGAGGGUGUGUGUAGUGUAUGAAAGUUUUCGUGUAAAAAUUUCUCAUAAUCCAUAAAAAUUCAUUUCAUUUCAUUCGGAAUCCAUGGGCGAAAAAGAAGAACUUCGAAAUGGCGACUACGUCGCCAAAAAGCCCAAACUCCUCAAAUUGUCCAUUUCCGACCCGGAAUACCUCCUCGCUUCUGAAUUCUCUCACCACGAACCGGGCACGGCCCGAAUCAACAACGGCAGUUUCGGGUGCUGCCCCGAAUCCAUUAUCGCCGCUCAACGCACCUGGCAGCUCCGUUUCCUCAAACAACCCGACCACUUCUACUUCUCCACGCUCCGCCCCAAUUUGUCUAAGUCACGCGCCGUUGUCAAAACCCUAAUCAACGCCUCCGACCUCGACGAGGUCUCCCUCGUCGAUAACGCCACCACCGCCGCCGCCAUCGUUCUUCAGCAAGUCGGGCGCCGGUUCUCUCAAAUAAACGACACCGUUGUUAUGUUUCACUGCGCUUUUCCGGCUAUCAAGAAAUCAAUCCAAGCUUACGUCACGCGCGCCGGCGCUUCCGUCAUCGAGGUCCGCCUUCCGUUUCCUGUCAACUCCGACUCCGAAAUCAUCGCCGAGUUCCGAAAAGGAUUGUCGAAAGCGAAAUCCAACGGCGGGAAAGUUCGAUUGGCGAUCAUCGAUCACAUCACGUCAAUGCCAUCGGUUCUUGUUCCGGUACGCGAACUCGUCGAAAUCUGCAGAGAGCAAGGCGUGGAUCAAGUAUUCGUCGACGCCGCCCACGCAAUCGGAAGUGUUCCCAUCGAUGUUCAAGAAAUCGGCGCCGAUUUCUACGUCAGCAACCUCUACAAAUGGUUCUUCGCUCCGCCUUCGGUGGCGUUUCUCUAUUGCCGGAAAUCGAACUCGUCCUCCUCCACAAUGCACCACCCCGUGGUUUCUCACGAGUACGGUAACGGACUCCCGAUCGAAAGCUCGUGGAUCGGAACCCGAGACUAUAGCCCACAGCUCGUUAUCCCGACGAUAAUCGAAUUUGUGAACCGAUUCGAAGGCGGCAUUGAGGGAAUCAUGGCUAGAAACCACGAACAAGUGGUGAAGAUGGGGAAAAUGCUCGCGGAAUCUUGGGGGACGAGCUUAGGCUCGCCGCCGGAGAUGUGUGCAAGCAUGAUCAUGGUGGCAUUGCCUUCGAAACUCUGCGUUACGAGCGAUGACGAUGCAUUUUCGUUGCGGUCGCAUUUGAGGGAGAAGUAUAAGGUUGAAGUACCGAUAUAUUAUCGGCCUCCGAAUGAGGAUGACGGCGAGAAUGAGCCGAGGCAUAAGGAUGGAUUGAUCACAGGAUAUACUCGAAUUUCGCAUCAGAUUUAUAAUAAAGUUGAGGACUAUUAUAAGUUUAGAGAUGCAAUUAAUCAGAUUGUGGAGAAUCAACAAGUUUGCAAGAUGCUUUCGACUAAAUGAGAAAGUUACCGGAGCAGCCUUGCAUGGAGUGAUGUCUGCGUUUCACCUGUUGCUGAUACCUGCGGAUUGACAAAGUUUAAAAACAACAGAAUUUUGGAAGACACCAACAGCUAGGUAGAGAUUGUGACAAAUGCUUAA
Messenger RNA from Quercus lobata, 1672 nucleotides. RefSeq names its product Pyridoxal phosphate (PLP)-dependent transferases superfamily protein (gene LCD). The transcript is spliced from 2 exons. The record is from RefSeq and is a predicted model, not a curated record. The coding region runs from base 182 to 1534 and encodes 450 amino acids. Lineage: Eukaryota; Viridiplantae; Streptophyta; Magnoliopsida; Fagales; Fagaceae.